This is a messenger RNA of Esox lucius (northern pike), 1586 nucleotides long. RefSeq names its product tumor protein p53 (gene tp53). The coding region runs from base 190 to 1380 and encodes 396 amino acids. Gene Ontology annotation, biological process: apoptotic process; protein tetramerization; regulation of transcription by RNA polymerase II. The transcript has 11 exons. The record is from RefSeq and is a predicted model, not a curated record. NCBI's taxonomy places the organism in Eukaryota, Metazoa, Chordata, Actinopteri, Esociformes, Esocidae. Gene Ontology annotation, cellular component: nucleus. Gene Ontology annotation, molecular function: DNA-binding transcription factor activity, RNA polymerase II-specific; RNA polymerase II cis-regulatory region sequence-specific DNA binding; protein binding.
CUGGCGUUUUAGCCACACACUCUGCGGCUCUCGGCACGGAGCGUUACGGUGAAUUUACUUGCUGAGUUAGCGAAACUUAAAAGGCUCUACAGUGCAUUCAGGACUUUCAGGGUACGAGGAUCAAAUCAGAUAAGGUCAGAGGGGCUUCUCUUCCCAUUGUGGGGCUUGGAGCUUCUAGAGAACGCGACCAUGGCUGAGUUGUCGGAGAAUGUCUCUCUUCCUCUUAGCCAGGAGUCUUUUGAGGAUCUUUGGAACAUGAAUUUGAACCUGAUGGGAGGUCAACCACCAACUAUAAGUGAGCCUUGGUCAGGAUACAACGAUUUCAUUAUGGACACCCCUCUCCAGGGAGAAUUUGAUGCCAGCCAGUAUUGCGUGCCUGCCCCCCAGCCCUCCAUCUCCACCCGGGACACUUGCUCCUCACCUACCUCCAGUGUACCAACCACCUCAGACUACCCUGGGACCCAUGGCUUCCAGCUACGCUUCCUUCAGUCCAGCACAGCCAAGUCUGUCACAUGCACGUACUCUUCAUGUCUGAACAAGUUGUUCUGCCAGUUGGCUAAGACUUGCCCCAUCCAGAUGGUGGUGGACCACCCGCCUCCCCCGGGGGCAGUGGUACGAGCCCUGGCCAUCUAUAAGAAGCUGAGUGACGUGGCCGACGUAGUUAGACGCUGCCCUCACCACCAGAGCACUAGCGAAAACAAUGAAGGUCCUGCUCCACGAGGUCACCUGAUCAGGGUUGAGGGCAACCAGCGGGCAGAGUACAUUGAGGACCGAAGCACUCAGAGACAAAGCGUAGUGGUCCCUUAUGAGCCGCCUCAGGUGGGAUCUGAGUGUACCACCGUGCUCUACAACUUUAUGUGUAACAGUUCCUGUAUGGGAGGGAUGAACCGCAGACCCAUACUCACCAUCAUCACCCUGGAGACGUUAGACGGUCAGCUCCUGGGCCGGUGUUCCUUUGAGGUGCGUGUGUGUGCCUGUCCAGGUCGAGAUAGGAAGACUGAGGAGAUCAACCUGAAGAAGCAGCAGGAGGUGGCUCUGGAGACCAAGAGCAAGCCUGCCCAGGGAACCAAACGACCUGUGAAGGAGGCCUCCCUGCUGGUCCCUCGCCCUGAGGUCAGUAAGAAGACCAAGGUGUCCUCCCCUGUAGUGAGUGAUGAUGAGAUCUACACUCUUCAGAUUAGAGGAAAGGAGAGGUAUGAAAUGCUGAAAAAGAUUAACGAUGGCUUGGAACUCAGUGACCUAGUGCCAACUGCAGAUGCUGACAAAUACCGUCAGAAACAGGAUCCUCUCACCAAGCGCGUUGCCAAGCAGGACUUCAGAGUGGGACCGAAGAAAGGGAAGAAAUUACUGGUGAAGGAAGAAAGGAGUGAUUCUGACUGAGGGGGAGAGGGCAUUAUUCCCUAACUGCAUUACCCACGCUCUUUCAAGAUAACCUUACCCUGUCAGUGGAUGAUAAACUGUUGUGUCUUGCAGCUUACUGUCCUUGCCUUAGAAUGCUGUUUUAGUUCCGUGGAGCUUGGGUUUUUCCUCCUGUCAUAAUAUGUAUAGAAAUGUGACAUUUUGAAUAAACUGUCUUUAUAAACUUU